This is a messenger RNA of Maudiozyma saulgeensis, 771 nucleotides long. Lineage: Eukaryota; Fungi; Ascomycota; Saccharomycetes; Saccharomycetales; Saccharomycetaceae. The record is from the annotation of a GenBank genome assembly.
AUGGUAAAGAUUGCUAUCAUUACAUAUUCAACAUAUGGUCAUAUUGACAAUUUGGCUAAGACCGUUUUAAAAGGUAUAGAAGAUGCAGGUGGUAAAGCUGAUUUAUUCCGUGUUCCUGAAACUUUAUCAGAUGAUAUUUUAACCAAAAUGAAUGCACCUGUAGCUAAAGCUUCAAUUCCUGUAGCAACUGCUGAAACUUUGAAAGAAUAUGAUGCUUUCUUAUUUGGUGUUCCAACAAGAUUUGGUAGUUUACCUGCCCAAUGGUCCGCAUUUUGGGAUUCUACUGGUGCUUUAUGGGCUGAAGGUGCUCUUUGUGGUAAAAUUGCAGGAUUUUUCGUUUCUACCUCUUCAUAUGGUGGUGGUCAAGAAGAUACUGUUAGAAAUUGUUUAUCUUAUAUUAUUCAUCAUGGUAUGAUAUAUAUCCCACUUGGUUAUAAGAACGCUUUUGCAGAAUUAGCUAAUGUUGAAGAAGUUCAUGGUGGUAGUGCUUGGGGUGCUGGUACUCUUGUUGGUUCUGAUGGUUCAAGAGCAUCAUCUGCUGUUGAAUUAAAAAUUGCAGAAAUUCAAGGUAAAACUUUUUAUGAAACUGCUAAAAAAUUCUUCCCAGGUGAUGAUUCUAAUACUACUGAAGCUACUAAAACCACUGGUGACAAGAAGACUACUACAAAACCAGCUGCAAAGAGACAAACCACUAAACCAGCUGAAACAAAGAAAGAAGAUGAUAAGAAGAAAGAAAGUUCAUCUAUGAUGGACUGUUGUACUCUAAUGUGA